This is a messenger RNA of Aspergillus sclerotioniger CBS 115572, 588 nucleotides long. RefSeq lists its product as uncharacterized. Lineage: Eukaryota; Fungi; Ascomycota; Eurotiomycetes; Eurotiales; Aspergillaceae. The record is from RefSeq and is a predicted model, not a curated record. Bases 1 to 588 code for a protein of 195 amino acids. The transcript has 2 exons.
AUGACAUCAAGCUCUAGUGACGACUAUCCGGGAGAUGCCGCAUAUGCAAAAAUAAGCUUGGUGGAUGAGAAUCAGCGACAGCUGGUCGACGCCCACGAGCUUAUGGAUCAGUAUACUGGCUUGAAACAGUUAUUUGACUUCGAGACGCGGUAUCAUGUUGGUGCUUACAGCGUUGAUUCCACCCUGAUUGUGGAUAUUGCCAAAUUCGUCGACGCAUGCUACCUGGUUUCAACCAAUCCUACGGCCGCGCCACAUGACGCCCUGUACCUUGCUAACGCUACUGAUAUCAGGGGAUCCCGCUAUGAGGCCAAAGGUUCGAACAUUCCACCCUCUGGUGGUAAGAUCUGGUGGAGCCUGCUGAAAGAUGAAAAUGUGAAGAGCUACGUGGCCCAAGUCUCCAAAGCCGAACAGAUGAAUCUCCAGGAAGCCCAGACUUCUGACCUGGGGGCUGGUGCAGAAAUCGCCCUGAAUGUCUUGAUGGCCGCAUCACUUGUACCUUAUGUUGGGCCCUUCCUAUCAACAGUGGGCAGUGCAGAAAUUGAAGGGCUGACAAAUGUCAAGGUGGACAGCUCUGCAGGGGAAGCAUAA